AAUUAAAUUUUUGUUUAAUUUAUUAUUAAUGUCUACGUAUGUUCUUCCAAUUGCGUACAUGUAUUCUAUACAUGUGUCAUAAAACUACCCUGCCACUUUGUUACCGCCUGCAGUGCCUGUUGCUGACCGUAGUUGCUAAUUUUAGACCACCCGGCUUUGUUUAUUUGCCUCGGGGGGUCCUUUGUUUAUUGGGUUGGUCAGCAGCGCUAGUCUCGGGAUACUGUGCGGUAAUAUUACGUAACCAUGAGUUGUUAGUUCCAUCGGGUCGCCUUGGCACUUUUUCUCUAUUUAAAAGGGGUCCCGAUGGAUCUUGGCAUGUUGGCAUGGCACCAACCAAUCAGAGGCCGUGAGGGAAUUCUAAAUUUGCGCCCACUUCCCUCUCUCUCUUCACUUUCUUAGAAUUAGUCGAAGGGCAAGGCCACGCCAUUUUCCUUAAAAUUUUCUCUGUUUCCUGUGAUAAUUCAACUUGCGGCCCUUCGACUAUAAGAUUUUAUUCAUUGCUAUUAGCAUGAUCGUUCACCAUGGCAGAAGAACGUUUUGUAAGGCAGUAUUUUGACAUUCCGCAGUGGUACGUUUUCGCAGAACAUGAAGUAAGCAGACUCAACGCCAUUAUUCGUGAGAACGUGCCUAGCCAGAUUAUUUCGUGCAUCUUACUGGACUGCUCGGCUAUGUGCAAUUCGUGUAUUUUUUGUGAUCCAGAGAUCAAUGUCCCUAUGACCUGUGGCGCUAUAUCGAGGCCGACAAGAUCGUGUUAAAUAUACAAACUAUUGACAGUGACGAUGGCAGACCUAUCCGCCGAUAUAGAGGAAGUCACGCAAUGGGCGGCCUCCAAAAAACUUUCAGUAGACACUGUUAAAACACUUAUAGCGUAUGGAUACGAGUCAAUGGACGCCUUGGAGACUCUUACCCCAGAGGACAUUUCGAAGGCGAAAAUCCCCGUGGGCCAAAUGAAACUUUUACUUAAGGCAGUCCGCAACACGUUUCGUGCCGAGGACGCACCAUCUCCUGUGGCCGCACAACAAACACCGAACACCAGUGCCGACACCGCCGCCGCUACCUCGACCCCAAACGACCUCGCUACUGCGGUGAACUCGGAGACGUGUGACGACGCUUUCGUCCGCGUGGUGAUGGACCAGAUGAGGGCCAGCCAAGCAAACAUCGCCAAGUCCGUCGUACCAGAGCCCCUACGGAACCAGGAGCUGCCUCCAGAAAUUCAAGGUGGGUACUCUUGGCAAGAUCCCCAAGUUCAUUUAAAAUCAUUAAGUGCCAGCAGCAAUUCUACAUGUAGCAAUCAUUUAGAUAUUGUAGACUUUGUUAAUGUUGGAGGGGCACAUCAGUCUGAGAAAGUAAUGUCUGAUAAUUCUGGUUUUCAAAUCAUUUGUCGUAGCGGACCCAACAAACCAAAAUUAGAAAAUUUAACCCUCUGUCAUUGGUCAACUGCCAAUUUGGCAAUUUUGCACAAAUUAGUUGAAGAUGGGGUACUUCCCCAGGCGCAGAUAUUUGAUUAUUUGUCUCACACCUCACGUAUUUACCGCCUGGUAUCCUCACACGAAUUGGUGUCUGUGUUCAUGUACGAUAGAGAGUAUAGACGCUUGCAACAUUUACAUAAGUUUCGCUGGGGUACUAGUGUAUCCCACUUAGCUGAGGAGUAUCUGCGCCUAAGGAAUCAUGCCCCAGGUAUAUCUCAGACUGGUGUGGUCCCUCAUAAAACUAAGGAUCGCCUUAGGGGUACUAGCACAAUGGCCUCCCACACAGCUCAGGGAAAAGAAAUAUGUCGACGUUUCAAUUCAAAAAAUGGAUGUUUUAUUAAAAAGUGUAAAUUUGAGCAUGUGUGUGGGAUACCAGGGUGUAGUGCCCCCCAUCCUAUCUCCGGUCACUCAAAAAACUAAUACACCCCAAGCCCACGAUGAGGCUCAAAUACAAAGCCUGGGAAGAUGAAUUAAAAUAUGAUCCAGAUAAAAUUUUUUUGCUUUCUGGUAUCAAAUAUGGGUUUGAUAUUAUUGACCCAAAUGCUGAUCCUAGUCAGGCUAGUUGUAAUAAUCACCCUAGUGCUCAACCUAAUAGCCCCCUUUAUGCUAAGGCUACUGAACAAAUAAAUAUAGAAAUUCAAAAUGGCAAUUAUAUAGAAACACAUGAGCCACCUGUGAUAAUUAGCCCCCUGGGUGUCAUCCCAAAACCUGAUGGGGGUGUAAGACUCAUUCAUGACUGCAGCCGACCUCAGGGUCUCUCUGUCAAUGACUAUGUUUCUAACAAAGACAAACAUAAAUAUAGCUCUGUUGACUCAGCAUCUAAGUUAGUACACAAGGGAUAUUACAUGGCUAAGGUUGACCUUAAAAGCGCUUAUCGCAGUGUUCCUAUUAGUACAAAGAGCCAACUAGUUAC
Magallana angulata is the source of this 2382-nucleotide messenger RNA. RefSeq lists its product as uncharacterized. Bases 780 to 1889 code for a protein of 369 amino acids. NCBI's taxonomy places the organism in Eukaryota, Metazoa, Mollusca, Bivalvia, Ostreida, Ostreidae. The record is from RefSeq and is a predicted model, not a curated record. The transcript has a single exon.